Molecule: messenger RNA, 963 nt
Organism: Lolium rigidum
Lineage: Eukaryota; Viridiplantae; Streptophyta; Magnoliopsida; Poales; Poaceae
Product: zinc finger protein ZAT1-like
Exons: 1
Coding region: 1-963 (320 amino acids)
Biological process (GO): regulation of DNA-templated transcription
Source: RefSeq, a predicted model, not a curated record
AUGGCCAAGAACACAUGCAAGCUCUGCGCCCGCCGCUUCGCCAGCCCGCGCGCCCUCUCCGGCCACAUGCGCUCCCACUCCCUGGCGGCAGCCGCCGCCAGGUCGCAGCAGAUCUCGUCGGCCUCCUCCUCCGUCGCUGCCGGGGACGACGACGCCGACGCCAAGAUGGCCGUCCAGGCGUACGUGCUCCGCGAGAAGCCCAAGCGCCGGGUCCGGCUCGGCGAGUCCGACGGCUUCUCAGAUCGCGAGAGCGACGCGGAGUACCCGCCGCCGCAAUCGCCGGGCGCCAAGAAGCGCAGGGCGCAUGCCGGAUCGGGCGACGCCGCCGAGCCGGUGAGCUCGCUGUCGGACGCCGCCACGCCCGAGGAGGACGUCGCGCGGUCCCUCAUGAUGCUGUCCCGCGACACCUGGCCCGCCGCCCCGGCGGCGGCCACGGCGUGGCCGUACUACUACUACUCCGACGACGACGAGGGGAGCGACGGCGGCGGAGGGGCGCGCGCCGUGGCGCGCGCGGCGGCGCCGAGGCGCACGGAGUUCCAGUGCCCCGCGUGCAAGAAGGUGUUCCGGUCGUACCAGGCCCUGGGCGGCCACCGCGCCAGCCACGUGCGCGGCGGGCGCGGCGGCUGCUGCGCGCCCCCGCUGAACCCGCCGCCUCGUGCUGUGUCUACCCACCUGCAGCCAUUGCCGGAAUGCGAUGGCGCCGGUGGCGAGGAUGGCUCGAAGGCGCCGCACGUGUGCCAGUACUGCUCCCGCGCGUUCCCGUCGGGCAAGGCCCUGGGCGGGCACAAGCGGUCCCAGCUCUGCUCGGCCGCCGCCGUGGCCGCCGCGUCGGGCGCCGACCCCGCGGCCGCGAUCGAAGGGCUGGACCUCAUCGACCUGAACCUCCCGGUGCGCUGGGACGACGUGGUGGAGCUCUCGGCCGUGUCAGAUCCCUUGCUCUCGUCCAAGUCGCCAGGCUCGUGA